AUGGACGACCUAGAGAUCGACCCAGCUAUCGCAGAAGCAAUGGGCUUCACCAGCUUCGGCAGUAAACGUCGCAAGCACACCGCACGCGCAGACGACGCUUUCAUCGACGACAGCGGCAAUCAGAUUGCAGCUAGCACUGGCGCGAAUGACGUCCCACUAGGCAAAAGACCGGCAGUGAGCGCCACACAGGAGCAGUUUCAAGAGCAAGGAGACACAAAUAUGACGACGGUGGUUGCGACAGAGCAAGAACAGGAGAGAGACACAAGAGAGGAAGGAAAGGCGGAGGCAGAUGACUGGACUCCUGGUUUUCCGUCGCGUGAAGAGCUUGCGGCUUUGAGGAGGGGCGUCAAGAAUGCUAGGGGUGAUAUGGUUGUUUUUAUGCCGUCGUUUAUUGAGGAUCCGUGGAAAGGACUUGCUUGA
Messenger RNA from Aureobasidium pullulans EXF-150, 420 nucleotides. RefSeq lists its product as uncharacterized. The coding region runs from base 1 to 420 and encodes 139 amino acids. Lineage: Eukaryota; Fungi; Ascomycota; Dothideomycetes; Dothideales; Saccotheciaceae. The transcript has a single exon. The record is from RefSeq and is a predicted model, not a curated record.